Molecule: messenger RNA, 3777 nt
Organism: Saprolegnia parasitica CBS 223.65
Lineage: Eukaryota; Oomycota; Saprolegniomycetes; Saprolegniales; Saprolegniaceae
Product: serine/threonine protein kinase
Exons: 4
Coding region: 32-3748 (1238 amino acids)
Biological process (GO): protein phosphorylation
Molecular function (GO): protein kinase activity; ATP binding
Source: RefSeq, a predicted model, not a curated record
UUCAGAGCUCAAAUAGCCAGGCGCUUAACACAUGAGCGCGCUCGCGAUCGUGGCCAACCUCAUCGUGCCGGGCGCGGGCCUCGCGAUCCAUUACUUGCCGCAAAUUGCAACCUUCUUGGCCGGCAUCAACGGGCGCUGCGGCCAGCUCUCUCAAAACCAAGCGCAUUUUGGUCGCGUCCGAGAUCGCCUCCACGAGAUUUUUACGCAGCUCUCGACGAUGGAGGCGCGCGGGCAGCUGCCGUCGCCGGUCGUCGUCAAGCGGUUCCGAGAGCUCCUCGAAGACUUUGACACGUACUUGGCGCACUACCUCCGCUGCAACUUUGUGACGCGCCUCCUUACGCAAGACCACGUAGCGACCAAGAUUGCUGUCUACCACAACGAAGUCGAUAGUCUUCUCAAGCUACUGGACCUCGCCCACAUUGCGCAAAUGACCGACUGGCGGCUGCAGUACGACGCCGACCAGCGCGAAGAGGUCGCCCGCUGGACCGACCUCGUGGCCACCAACAAAUUGGUGCUCGAAGCGUGCAGCGAUGCGAGUGCGCAGCGUGAAACGAUGCUGCGACUCCUCCACGCGCUCCAGCACGACAAGCACACGCAGAGCAGCAGUAGCUUCCAGGCCAAGCUCGUCAAGCAGGCGUUCCAUACACUGCAGCGGCUUUCCAAAGACGUACGGGGCACCUCGUCGGUGCCACUCUGGUUUGUGCCACCCGAAGACGUAGCACUCUCGCCGCAGCCCUUUGCGCGUGGCGCCACGAGCGAUGUGUUUCUUGGCGUGUGGCGUCAGCGCACCAAGGUCGUCGUCAAAGUCUAUCGCGCCGGCGGCGACGACGUCGAGAACGAACUCCACUUGUGGGCAUCGCUUCGACACCCGAAUCUGGUGGCGUUUUAUGGUGGCUGCCACGUCGGCGCCAAGCCGUUUGCGCUCUGCGAAGAGGCGCCCGGUGGCGCGCUCGACGACUACCUCAUGCGCCACGCUGGCGCCGUGGACGAGACGCAGCUCUUAGGCUUUUUGCUCGACAUUGCGAUCGCACUCGAGUACAUGCACGGCAACGGUGUCGUGCACGGCGACCUCAAGUGCAACAACGUCCUUCUCACUCUCUCGCCACUGCGAGCGCAGCUCAGCGACUUUGGCUGCGCAGUCCACAACGCCCACCCGCAUACUAUGCCCACGCGGGUGUCGGCAGCCAUUCGGUGGGUCGCGCCGGAAUGCCUCGUGCAUGCAGCCCCGCCCAGCCGCGCGUCGGAUGUCUAUGCGCUCGGAAUGGUGCUGCUCGAGGCCGUGACACUCGACAUCCCCUUUAGCGAUGUCGACGACGACGAGAUGGUGCGUGGCCGCAUUGCCCGAGGCGAGCUCCCCACGCUCGACGAAACCUCCCCGUAUGCGGUGCUGGUGCCACGGCUGUGCGCGCUUUCGCCAGACGAUCGUCUCGACUUGUCGGCGUUCAUCCGCGAAUGCGAAGCGCUGCGGGACGGAGCCCCCAAGACAGUAUCCUGUCCGCGUCCAGAGCCGAGCUGGCCCACGACCGAGCUGCCACUUCUCUCCACCACGACGGUGCCACUAGCUAUAGACGUUGCCCCAGCUGCGACGACGACGUCACUGAAAGAGUACGGCUACGGCAUCGCAGCCGACAAGCCUCGCGACAUUAAAGCGGCCAAAAAAGCCAAGCACGCGCGACGUGUCUCGACGCGCCGCCUCUCGAUCUCCGACGUUGACGCGAUUGUCGCGUCGCAGGACGUAGCCUCGCUGCUACAGUGGCUGCAGCGGCCAACAACGUCCGACCUUAUCAAGGAAAAACUUCUUACAGCUCUGAUGCCACUGGCGCCAGCAUCCGUGGCCGAACACGGAGGUCUCGAGCUUGUACUCGCCCUUGCUGCCAAAGGCAGUACACCGACAAUCAAGGAGCUCUCGACCGCGCUCCUUGGACUGGUGGUGCACCGCAACGCUGGCCUCGCGGCGACGGUCCGCGCCCAAGGCGGUGUCGCCAUCUUGCUCAAAAUACUCCGCCAAGGAACGUACGGACAGCGCGCCUUUGCGCUUCGAGCGCUCGCGCACCUUACGUCGAUGGACGACGAUGCGAUUGGUCAAGUCCUCGACGACGCGACGAGCGUCACGACGGUGCUCGACAUGCUGCGUGUGGGUGGCGAUCGGCAGCGCCAAGAUGCCUUAGUCGUGGCUUUUGUCGUGACGCAGACGCGGAUACAUGCCAAGACGCCGGAAAUGACGUCGCUUCUCGUCCAGAGUCUCGGACUCCUCGCCUUUGCCAGCGAUGCGUACGCCACAAGGAUUGCGGAUGCCGGUGCGAUUCCGCUGCUCUGGAAAGCCUACAGCGCCUGGCCCCACCUCGGCAACGUGGUCCUUCAAACGCUCGCCAACCUCGCAACCACCGACGCCAGUCGUCGCCAAAUCGCACGGCACCACAGCAUCCAACAUACGAUCGACGCCGUCUUGGACCCGGUAUCGAUGACGUCGGCAAUGCACUUGCUGCACAACUUGAGCUUGGAGCCGUCGGUCAUCGAGUACAUGGUCAGUCUCGGCGCUGUGAACGUCACGAUGACGGCACUCUUGAAGCACUCUGAGCUCGCGAUGCUCGGCGCCAAGCUCCUCGCCCAGCUGUCGAUGGCGUCGGCUCGCGAUCCGCUUGUGUCGUCGGGCGCGGUCGCCUGGACGCUCGAGCAGUUGCGAACGCAACGGGAUGUCGAUGUGACGCCGCUAUGGAUCUGCUUGAGCAACGCCGUGGUUGCUCCAUCGUGCCUCGACGCGUGGGUCCGUCUCGGCGGCGCGCCAUUGCUGAUCAAACGACUGGAAAAAGCCAGCGUCGAUCAUGUGGCUCCGAUCCUUCAGCUCGUACUGCGCGUUGCCACGUCCCUCGAGACAGUGCUCUUGCUCGUGCAACACGACACGGCGCUGUAUACGCUCAUGAACUUUGUCGAGGCGUCGUCGUCGCCGUUGGAGGUGCAGUUGCUGGCGCUCGGCUGCGUCGCACAAAUCACGUACUUUGAGCCAACCGUCUUGCGUGCGGUCAAGGGUAGCGGCCUCGGGAUCCUCGCUCCACUGCUCAAAACCUCGCCUCACCAAGCGCUUGCACUACGUAUCGUGGACCACAUGACGUAUUGUCCGACCUUCCAUAACCUCCUCACGGUCGAGUUUCCGAUCGUCGCGACGCUGCAGAAGCUGACGCGCAACCCGGCGCUGCACCCGACGUGCGACGCGAUCUUGACGCGGCUGGAUGUCCCACUCGCAAGUUCGCACAAACCCUCGCUGCUGAAAGCAUUCACAAGCAAGUGGCGAAAAGCCAAGCCCGCGUCCAACCAAGACUCGGACGACGAGCAUCGCUUGGUGCGCGCGCUGCUGCAAGAACGGCCGCGUGGUCCAGCCUUGGACCGUAUCUACGAUGCCAUUGCUAUCGAUGGCCAGCGUUCCGAUGCGUUGAUCGAUGCAGGACUCCUCGUGCCGCUCGCCCAGCGGCUACAUAGCAAGCGCGAUCGAAGCCGCGCUCUGGACGUCGUGCGGCGGCUGCUCGACGACGCCUCCGAGGCGCACCAGAAAGCUAUCGCGGUCGACAUGAUUAUCAAGCCGCUGAUUGCAAUGGCGAAGGAGCACGACCGGCCCGAUGACCGCGACAAUGCGAUCCAGCUCGCCCUCGCGUUGGCGACGCUUUGCAACAUGCAAACGCAGGUGGUCGACGCGAUCUUGCCUCACGACGCACGCAGCAGCAUUGCCCAUAGUCUCCUAACGCACCCCUCCUAGUCGAGUCAAGCAAUUCGUUUUGAUACCGU